GUUCCGCUAGUCCUUUGUUGUAAAAAGACCAGAUUCUGAUAGUCUGGUGUUAUAUUUUAGAUCAGUUUGUUUUUAAGGCACAUCUCGAGUUUGAAUGAGCAGCAGGCACUUGCAAAAACUAUAAACAUAGUCAAAUCAUAGUGUUAACUGUUUAUAAAGAUUUAAACUUAAACAGAUCUAGAUUAUUAUAAGAUGAAAGAAGACAGCACUUAUUCUAUCCCAUGUUCUCACACAGUUAGUUGUGUUGAAUUUUCCCCCUUCGAGUGGUCUUGUCAUUUGCUUGCUGUCGGAACAUCUUCUGGGAUCUCAGUCUUCUCUUGUCGGUUUCAGGAAGAAGAUUCAGAAAUCACUAAAGGUAUUGAGUACACACAUUUAAGAGAUUUUUCUACCCAGUGUAACACAUUGGCCAUAGCAUGGAGCCCACAAACUUCAUUGAAAGUGUUACCAAAGUUAAUGAGCUUGGCUGCAGCUUCAGAUGACAGAAGUUUAAAGGUUUUUAUCACGGACAUGAACAAAUCAAAUACAGUCAAAGUAUUGUCUGGACACAAAGGUUUUGUCAAUUCUAUCACAUAUGAUCCUAGUGAAGGCUCCCAGCUGGCCAGCACAGGAGAUGACUUGACCUGUAGGAUCUGGUCACUGGCAGAAGGUCGCCAGGAGUCCUUGUUUCAACUUACCUCCCCUGGCAUGGCUGUGUGCUGGCACUCUGACGAACCAUUCAAGCUGAUGGUGGCCCAGAAGGAUGGAAUUAUUCGUUUCUUUUCUCUACACAACAACCAGCCAAUCAUGAGCCUCAGCACUGGACAAACACCUCUCCUGUCUGCUGAUUGGUCAAGACACAACAACUUGCUUGUUGGUGCUGUGGCAGGCUCUGAUUGGAUCGUUUUUGAUGUUUCAUUGUCAAGUCUGCCAAUAGAAAAAAGACAAGCUCACAAUGAAGGCGCUCGAAAUUUUCGCUGGUCUCGAUGUCAUGAGUCACUGGUGGCAACAUGUGGCCGCCCUGGGCGUCAGCUCAAAGUCUUCAACACCAGGCAUCAUCAGACCCAUGUCAAUACCAGCCUGAAGGUUUCCUAUGGCCUCUCCUGGCACCAGCGCCUGCCUAUUGUGGCAGUAGGGGGGGACAAGAUGGUCCACUUCUGGAGUGUUGAGUCUAUCUAACAGACAGACAGACAAACUCACCAGCCUGUGUUCACAUUUAUUGAUGUAAAAACUCUGCACAUGAUGGAAAUAAAUAAACAUUUUUAUGAUUGAAUC
Molecule: messenger RNA, 1251 nt
Organism: Physella acuta
Lineage: Eukaryota; Metazoa; Mollusca; Gastropoda; Physidae
Product: nucleoporin Nup37
Cellular component (GO): nuclear pore outer ring
Molecular function (GO): protein binding
Source: RefSeq, a predicted model, not a curated record